Iphiclides podalirius (scarce swallowtail) is the source of this 2331-nucleotide messenger RNA. The record is from the annotation of a GenBank genome assembly. Lineage: Eukaryota; Metazoa; Arthropoda; Insecta; Lepidoptera; Papilionidae.
AUGAGUAAAUUAUCUCUUAAGAACAUCUUUGAAAAACUAUACGAAGGCCAUGUGGGUGCCUUAGAGAUGUCAGCGGCCGCUCAAACGCUGUACGCAGCAAGCGUACGCGCUCAGGCCUCUGCAGUGCCUGAGCCGGCGCCAAGCGCCUUCUCCCACGCCCGCGGAAAACACACGGUGCACUGGUUCCGAAAGGGGCUCCGCCUUCAUGACAACCCUUCGCUGCGCGAGGGGCUCACUGACGCAGUCACCUUCCGUUGCAUCUUCAUUAUCGAUCCGUGGUUCGCCAGUUCGUCUAACGUCGGCAUUAACAAAUGGAGGUUCCUACUAGAAUGUCUGGAAGACUUAGACAGCAGCUUGCGGAAGCUAAACUCCCGCUUGUUCGUGGUCCGCGGCCAGCCGAACGACGCUUUGCCAAGGUUAUUCCGCGAGUGGGGAACCACUGCACUCAGCUUUGAGGAGGAUCCUGAGCCUUAUGGCAGAGUUCGCGAUCACAACAUUACGACAAAAUGCCGCGAUAUCGGAGUAACCGUCAUUUCGCGUGUUUCGCACACGCUCUAUAAAUUGGACAAGAUCAUAGAGCGCAACGGCGGCAAGGCACCGCUGACCUACCACCAGUUCCAAGCGCUGGUGGCGGGGAUGCCGCCGCCGCCGCCCGCCGAGCCGCCCAUCAGCGCGCAGACCCUCAACGGCGCGUUCACGCCGCUCGGCGAAGACCACGAGGAGCGCUUCGGCGUCCCCACGCUCGAAGAGCUCGGGUUCGACACGGAGGAUCUAAAGUCGCCGGUGUGGAUCGGCGGCGAGAGCGAGGCGCUGAUGCGAUUGGAAAGGCACCUGGAGAGGAAAGCCUGGGUGGCGUCUUUCGGGAGGCCGAAAAUGACACCGCAAUCCCUGUUGGCUAGCCCCACGGGGCUGUCUCCGUACUUAAGGUUCGGUUGCUUAUCACCACGACUGUUCUACUAUCAACUGACGGCGCUUUACAAGAGAGUGAAGGGAGUUCAGCCACCACUGUCGCUGCACGGCCAAAUACUGUGGCGUGAGUUCUUCUACUGCGCUGCCACGCGCAAUCCCAACUUCGACCGAAUGGUGGGCAAUCCCAUAUGCGUGCAGAUACCAUGGGUGAAGAACCAGGACGCACUCUCGAAAUGGGCCAAUGGUCAAACUGGGUUCCCUUGGAUAGAUUCUAUAAUGAUACAACUGAGGGAGGAAGGUUGGAUUCAUCACUUGGCACGGCAUGCAGUUGCCUGUUUCCUAACGCGAGGCGACCUGUGGAUUUCUUGGGAGGAAGGCAUGAAGGUAUUCGACGAAUUGCUCUUGGACGCCGACUGGUCAGUUAACGCAGGCACGUGGAUGUGGCUGUCCUGUUCCUCGUUUUUCCAGCAGUUCUUCCACUGCUACUGCCCCGUUCGUUUCGGUCGUAAAACGGAUCCGAAUGGAGACUUUAUUAGGAGAUACAUCCCAGUGCUGAGGAACAUGCCAACGCGGUACAUCCACGAGCCGUGGGUGGCGCCCGAGGCGGUGCAGCAGUCGGCGGGCUGCGUCGUUGGCCGCGACUACCCCUUGCCCAUGAUUGACCACACCAAGGCCUCACAGGUCAACAUCGAGCGCAUCAAGCAGGUGUACGCGCAGCUCGCCAAGUACAAGCCGCAAAGCUCAUUGAAUCCACAAGCUGUUGCCCGACCUAAUAUAACACAGUCAUCACCAAGUCCAACAUCAAUAAUUAAAAGUAUAAAUCAAUCCAAUUACUUAUGCAGUCGGACACCUGACUCUCAGCUGACAUUGACUCCAUCGCAACAGCCGCCUUUCAAAACAGGAACUAAUAUCUCUCUUCGGCCAGGCAACUCUGAGCGGGAUACAAAGCAGCAGUAUACACACAUUGUUAUUGUAGAACAAGGGCAAAAUACAAACAUGUCAUCAGAAACACCUCAGGGUCUACCAACACAUGACAAAAAAGGUCAACCAGAAAUAUCAAAUGACUUGAAUCCAAUUAAACAAAACUAUGACUUAAAGAAUUUAAUCAUAAAAAAUAGUGACCCACAGAAUAGCCAACAGGCAUUUCAUGGUCAACCCUGCAAAAUUGACAAACUAGCACAACCAGUACAAAUUGACAAUUAUGCGAGUGAUAAGUCUGAGUUUCACAUGCAAUUAUACAAAGAUAAUGAAACACAAGAGAGAAAUACAAAUACAAUGUCAGAUCUGUAUGUACCUAAUCAACCAAAUCGCGAAACAAUAAAUGAAAGUGUAACAGAAAACAAUGAGAAUUUGCAAAAUAUGGUUAUUUCAACAAAUAAUUUGAAUUCUGAUCAAUCAAAUAAAGAAGAUCCACCAGAUAAU